AGGCAAAGGCCCUUGCACCUCUUCUUCGUUUUACUAGUAAUUUUUGCUGCAAGCUGUUUAGGUUUCAUUCGGAUAAACGUUAAGCCGCCUUCCACGAAACAAUUUAUUGUGACUGACGGCCAAUCUAGAGUGGACUUAAAAGAUGCAGCACAAUUCUUUCCUCUUCUUGAUUCACGUCAGGAACAGGUUAUAGUGACUUCUAAACGUAAUAGAAACGUUCUAAACGAGGAAUACUUGAAAGAAGCUUUUCUUGUGCACCAGGGUAUAUUGAACAUUAGUGAUUACCGAAGUUUGUGCGUCAGACGGCCUCCGUCAAAUUACGACACUAGAGCAACCGACGCACAAGACUGCAUCGUCAGCAGUCCUUUGGAGUUAGCUGGUCCUAACUUCGAACAUUUAAGAAACUUUUCUUCAAUUCUGGCUCGUGAGUGGAAUAAUCCCAGGACGAUACUUUCAGAUGGUCAGUCAUUGAAAACCUCUCACGUCCAGAUACUUGGUAAUUUUAAAGUCAAUAAUGAAGCAGAUCCGCCAACUUCCCAGGCUGAAGCUCUUCGAAUUACCUAUUUCAUUAAAAAUCCAACAAGUGAAGAUGAGAAGCAGAAAGUAAAAAGCUUUGAAACCACCUUUGAGAGCCACAUCUCGUCAUUAAGAGAUAGAUUGAAAUGCUCAUCGUUCUUUUACAAGAGUGGAAGAGUAA
Molecule: messenger RNA, 697 nt
Organism: Porites evermanni
Lineage: Eukaryota; Metazoa; Cnidaria; Anthozoa; Scleractinia; Poritidae
Source: the annotation of a GenBank genome assembly